CAAUUCUGCUGCUCUCAGAGGGGCCACUGGGCCCAGAGGAGGACACACCAUGACCCCCACCCUCACAGCCCUGCUCUGCCUGGGGCUGAGUGUGGGCCCCAGGACCUGCGUUCAGGCAGGAACCCUCCCCAAACCCACCCUCUGGGCUGAGCCAGGCCCUGUGGUCCCCUGGGGGAGCCCUGUAACCCUCUGGUGUCAGGGGACUCUGGGGGCCCAGGAGUUCCAUCUGAAUAAAGAGCAAAGCCCAGCACCCUGGGACAUAGAGAUCACACGGACGCCCAGUCACAAGGCCAAGUUCUCUGUCACCUACUUGGCAGAGCAGCAAGCAGGGAUAUACAGGUGUCUCUAUCUCAUCUCCUCUGACUGGUCAGAGCCCAGUGACCCCCUGGAGCUGGUGGUGGUUUCAGGAUCCUACAGCAAACCCUCCCUGUCAGCUCUGCCGAGCCCUGUGGUAACCCCAGGAGGGACCAUGACCCUCCAGUGUGCCUCAGGGCAGAGAUUUGACAGGAUGGUUCUGACUCAGCAAGGAGAAGACACGUCCCCCUGGACCCUGGACACUCAGCCACACCCCAGUGGGCAGGUCCAGGCCCUGUUCCGUGUGGACCCUGUGACCCCCAACCACAGGGGGAUGUUCAGAUGCCAUGGAUAUUACAGUGACAGACCCCAGGUGUGGUCACCCCCCAGUGAGUCCCUGGAGCUCCUGGUCUCAGCCCCUCAGCCCCAGGACCACAGGGUGAAGAACCUGAUCCGGAUGGGCGUGGCUGCCCUGGUGCUGCUGGCCCUCGGGGUCCUGCUGUGGGAGGCUCGGCACAGCCAGAGGAGCACCCAGGGUGCCACCACCAGGAGGGUGGCAGAGUGA
Erinaceus europaeus (western European hedgehog) is the source of this 859-nucleotide messenger RNA. Its product is annotated as leukocyte immunoglobulin-like receptor subfamily A member 5. Gene Ontology annotation, biological process: cytokine-mediated signaling pathway. Bases 50 to 859 code for a protein of 269 amino acids. Gene Ontology annotation, molecular function: inhibitory MHC class I receptor activity. The record is from RefSeq and is a predicted model, not a curated record. The transcript is spliced from 5 exons. Lineage: Eukaryota; Metazoa; Chordata; Mammalia; Eulipotyphla; Erinaceidae.